Lolium perenne is the source of this 1107-nucleotide messenger RNA. NCBI's taxonomy places the organism in Eukaryota, Viridiplantae, Streptophyta, Magnoliopsida, Poales, Poaceae. The record is from RefSeq and is a predicted model, not a curated record.
GUUCCUUCUGUAGUGAAGCUUGACGACACAUCUUCUGAGCAGCCUAAAGUUAUGGAGGGUACAACACCACCCAUACCAUCCAGGGAUGCUGAAGAUCACUUGGGCGAGAACGUGUCACCGCAACAUCCUACAAACACAGAUGUUUCAGUUAUUAAGAGAGCUAAACUUUUUGCUGCCGAUGGCAAACUAAGUCUGAUUGCUGGUAUUCCUUUAAAUGUGGGCUCAACUGUUGUUGUGGCUGAAAGAAGCCCUUCUCCUUCUGAUGUUGUUGCAGAUGUUGUCACAAAAGAUGCUAGUACUGGUGCUAAAACUGUUGAAAAGAAAACUAGGUACAAGAGGGCUGCCAAGGGUGAACUCUCUCCUCCGAAGCUGAAGAAGAUUAAGGUCUCUCAAGAUGUUGUGCGUAAGUACGACAAAUAUGUUUCACAUGGACGGAAAUUCAAGAGGAAGAAGAAGAAUGAAGUGGCCAAAGAGUUUCUGAAGAUUGGUCGAUUCUUUUGCUCGUACAAGUCCUUCAUUGGAGCUCUUCGUCCACGCCAAUAUUUGAGCAAUGUAGUGAUGGCAGUUUGGACAGAGAAGUUCAAUCAUGCAGCAAAAGCAAGUGCUGAGAAGAAUCCCCGAAAUCACAAGAGAUAUGCUUUCUCUCCGUACUUUGCGGAAAAGCUUGCUGUAGAAACCUCUACUUUUGACCCUGCCUCUGUCAUGAAAGAGUUCAAAAUUGCAUGUAGCAAAUUCAAAAUUCUGAAAGAUGACAUGCUUUACCUGCCCAUUGUACAAGCCGAUCAUCUGGAUUGUAUCUUUGCAUCAACUUGCUGUUUCUCCAACUUCGUCCGGACUGCAAACGAGUCCAAAGUUUCAUGGGUUGACUUUGGGAAAUUCAAGGAAACCACACCUGACCAUCCACAGCAAGACACUUUGUAUGACUGUGGAUUCUACAGCAUUCUUUACAUGGAGCACUUCAAUGGGAAAGUCAUGCCAAAUUUCGAGAAUGAUGUAGUUCCAGAUUUUCGAAGGUUGCUCGCAGCAAGCCUAAUCGACAACAGGGAUAACCAGAGUGAUGAUGUCGACGUGAUAAUGAACGAGGAUUUGCAGCGAGGGAUAGUUUAG